Messenger RNA from Contarinia nasturtii (swede midge), 705 nucleotides. Its product is annotated as endocuticle structural glycoprotein SgAbd-2-like. Gene Ontology annotation, cellular component: chitin-based extracellular matrix. The transcript has 7 exons. Bases 185 to 565 code for a protein of 126 amino acids. Lineage: Eukaryota; Metazoa; Arthropoda; Insecta; Diptera; Cecidomyiidae. Gene Ontology annotation, molecular function: structural constituent of chitin-based larval cuticle. The record is from RefSeq and is a predicted model, not a curated record.
GAUCCGACAAUCAACAAUCGUUAAAUCGCCUCUGUACCGUGUAUACACAACCGACAACAAUAAAACAAACAAUUUUUCAGAAAGAAAAUUAUCCGCCGAAUUUUCCACAAAUUUUAGAUUGAAAGCAUUUGUGAUUGUGUUCUUGUUUUUGUCGAUCAUUUGUGCUAUUAAACAAUUAUAUAAGAUGAAAUUCGUUAUACUUGCCAUUUUUGCCGUCAUUACAAUUGCUAAUGCACAAAUCCGGCCACUUUUACAAACAAGAGACCGUGAUGCAAUCAUUUUGAAGCAAAUAUACGAGCCCAAUCCAGACGGAUCAUACGUAUAUAGUUAUGAAACAUCGAAUGGAAUAGCAGCUGAUCAAACCGGCUAUCUGAAAAAUCGCGGAACUAAUUUAGAAGCACAGGUUGUCCAAGGCUCUUACAGUUACACUGGACCAGACGGUAUUUUAUAUACUGUCAAUUAUAUUGCCGAUGAAAAUGGUUAUCGAGCCUCGGGGGCUCAUUUGCCAACCCCGCCAACUUUACCGCCUAGCUUCCGACAACAACCAGUUCGAUUCGGUUUUUAGAUGAGCCACACAACCACCGAACAGAGAGAAAAAAGCCAAUAACAACAUAACAUAUUUCUUUACUUUUGGAUAUCCUUUUUUUAAAAAAACCUCUUGUGAAUGAUGAAUCUAUUCAAAAUAAAUCGAACAAAAGACGAAUA